Molecule: messenger RNA, 3833 nt
Organism: Erinaceus europaeus (western European hedgehog)
Lineage: Eukaryota; Metazoa; Chordata; Mammalia; Eulipotyphla; Erinaceidae
Gene: SEMA4C
Product: semaphorin 4C
Exons: 15
Coding region: 495-2996 (833 amino acids)
Biological process (GO): muscle cell differentiation; negative regulation of axon extension involved in axon guidance; negative chemotaxis
Molecular function (GO): semaphorin receptor binding; chemorepellent activity
Source: RefSeq, a predicted model, not a curated record
UCGCUGGGAGGGGCGGCGGCGGGGACCUGUGUCCCCGAGAUGCUGCCGUCGCCCCCUUGGGGGCUGCCUCGCGGGGGGGGGGGGCUCGGGAGCGGGGUGCCCAGUGUCCUCAGUGACUGGGUUAAGAAAGGACGGCCGGUCUGGAGGAGUGGGGCGAAGCUGCGUGGGGGUCCCCCCCAUGCUGUCCCGUCCGUGACCGGAAUCUUCGCCAGGCUCUCGAGCUGCCCCUGGCUCCCCACCCCCGACGGAAAGUUUGGGGCGGGCUUAGAAGGAGGCCGAUGUUGUGGGAUCGGAUUUCCCCGCCGCGGCCCCCCGCCCGCCUGUUCGCUCGGCUGGGGAGGCGGCUGCACUGCAAGCCAGUCUGGGGUCCCAGCCGGCUCGCCCAGUCAGAGACCGGAGCGCUCGCCCUGCAGCGGCGGGGACGUCGUUAGCUGCCGACCACUCGGUGCACAAGCAGGGCAGCUGGCCUGGAGCUCACAGCCGAAUUGUGUGCCAUGGCCCAACAUUGGGCUGUCUGGCUGCUGGCUGUGGGGCUGUGGGGCCUGGGCAUUGGGGCUGAGGUGUGGUGGAACCUGGUGCCUCGGAAGACGGUAUCUUCUGGGGAGUUAGCCACUGUGGUGCGGCGCUUCUCCCAAACGGGCAUCCAGGACUUCCUGACACUCACCCUGACCGAGCAGACAGGGCUUCUGUAUGUGGGAGCCCGGGAGGUCCUAUUUGCUUUCAGUGUGGAGGCAUUGGAGCUACAAGGCAUGAUAAACUGGGAGGCGCCUGUUGAGAAGAAGGCUGAGUGUGUCCAGAAGGGGAAGAGUAACCAGACGGAAUGCUUCAACUUCAUUCGCUUCCUGCAGCCGUAUAACACCUCCCACCUGUAUGUGUGUGGGACCUAUGCCUUCCAGCCCAAAUGUACCUAUAUCGACAUAGUCACCUUCACCCUGGAACACAGAAAAGUCGAGGAUGGAAAGGGGAAGUGUCCCUAUGAUCCAACUAAGGGCCACACUGGCCUCCUUGUGGAUGGCGAACUGUACUCAGCCACCCUCAACAACUUCCUGGGCACAGAGCCUGUUAUCCUGCGUAACAUGGGGCCCCACCACCCCAUGAAGACAGAGUACCUGGCCUUCUGGCUCAAUGAACCUCACUUUGUAGCCUCUGCCUACAUCCCGGAGAGUGUGGGGAGCUUCACAGGGGACGAUGACAAGAUCUACUUCUUCUUCAGUGAGCGGGCAGUGGAGUAUGACUGCUAUGCAGAGCAGGUGGUGGCUCGAGUAGCCCGAGUCUGCAAGGGGGACAUGGGAGGUGCCCGGACCCUGCAGAGGAAGUGGACCACGUUCUUGAAGGCACGGCUGGUGUGCUCUGUACCUGAUUGGCAGCUCUACUUCAACCAGCUGCAGGCACUCUUCACCCUGCAGAACGCCUCCUGGCACAACACCACCUUCUUUGGAGUUUUUCGGGCUCGAUGGGGUGAUGUGGACCUGUCAGCUGUCUGCGAGUACCAGUUGGAAGAGAUCCAGAAGGUGUUUGAGGGUCCCUACAAAGAGUAUAGAGAGCAAGUCCAGAAGUGGGGCCGCUACACUGAUCCAGUCCCCAGCCCUCGGCCUGGCUCUUGCAUCAAUGACUGGCACCGACACCACGGCUACACCAGUUCUCUGGAGCUGCCUGACAACACCCUUAACUUCAUCAAGAAACACCCACUGAUGGAAGAUCAAGUGGGGCCUCGGUGGGGCCGACCCCUGCUUGUGAAGAAGGACACCAACUUCACCCGCCUGGUGGCUAACAGGGUUACAGGACUGGAUGGCGCCACCUACACAGUGCUGUUCAUCGGCACAGGAGAUGGCUGGCUGCUCAAGGCUGUGAGUCUGGGGCCUUGGGUCCACCUGAUUGAAGAGCUGCAGGUGUUUGACCAAGAACCUGUGGAAAGCCUGGUCCUAUCCCAGAGCAAGAAGCUGCUCUUUGCUGGGUCCCGUUCUCAGCUGGUCCAGCUGCCCCUGUCUGACUGCAUCAAGUACCGCUCCUGUGCAGAUUGCCUCCUUGCCCGGGACCCGUACUGUGCCUGGAAUGUCAAUACCAGCCGCUGUGUGGCUGUGCAUGGCCAUUCUGGAUCCCAACUGAUCCAGCAUGUGUCAGUCUCAGAUACCUCAGGCAUUUGUAGCUUCCAUGGCAGUAAGAAAGUCAGGCUCACGCCCAAAAACAUCACAGUGGUGGCAGGCACAGACCUGGUGCUGCCUUGCCACCUCUCAUCCAACCUGGCUCAUGCCCACUGGACCUUUGGGGGCCGGGACCUGCCCGUGGAGCAGCCUGGCUCCUUCCUCUAUGACGCCCGGCUGCAGGCCCUGGUUGUGAUGUCUGCCCAGCCCCGCCAUGCUGGAGUCUACCACUGCUUUUCAGAGGAACAGGGGGCACGACUGGCUGCUGAAGGCUACUUGGUGGCUGUAGUGGCCGGCCCAUCAGUGACCCUGGAGGCCCGGGCUCCCCUGGAAAACCUAGGAUUGGUGUGGCUGGCUGUGGUGGCCUUGGGGGCUGUGUGCCUGGUGCUGCUGCUGCUGGUUUUGUCACUGCGCCGGCGACUGCGGGAGGAGCUUGAGAAAGGUGCGAAGGCGGCAGAAAGAACCCUGGUAUACCCUCUGGAGCUGCCCAAGGAGCCCACCAGCCCCCCCUUCAGACCUGGCCCAGAGACCGAUGAGAAACUCUGGGACCCUGUUGGCUACUACUACUCUGAUGGCUCCCUCAAGAUUGUGCCUGGACACGCCCGGUGCCAGCCUGGAGGAGGGCCCCCUUCUCCACCUCCUGGCAUUCCCGGCCAGCCACUGCCUUCUCCGACUCGACUUCACCUGGGGGGUGGACGGAACUCAAAUGCUAACGGUUAUGUGCGUUUACAACUAGGAGGGGAUGACAGAGGAGGACAUGGGCACCCUUUGCCCGAGGUUGCUGAUGAACUGAGACGCAAAUUACAGCAGCGGCAGCCACUGCCAGACUCCAACCCCGAGGAGUCUUCAGUAUGAGCGUGAGAGGUGCAGCCCCUUCGUUUUUGCACACGCACCAGCUACCUCAGGGACGUGGCAUGGGCACCGGUUCUGCCCAGCCAUGAGGACCUGCUCUGCUCAGCACGGGCACUGCCACUUGGUGUGGCUCACCAGGGCUCCAGCCUCACAGAAGGCGACUUUCUCCUCUUUGAGGGGCUGUGAAAUGCUUGGGAACCCAGCAGCCAAAAUUUCAAGGCAGAAGGAGGUGUGUGUGUGUGUGUGUGUGUGUGUGUGUGUGUGUGUGUGUGUGUGUGUGUGUGUGUUAAUCUUCCUGUUUGUGUGUGUGAGAGAGACAGUCUUCCUGUAUCUGUCAAGUCUUCCCUUGGCUUGGGGUCCUCCUGGUGAGUCACUGGAGCUAUGAAGGGGAAGGGGCCAAUCACUUCACCUCUCCUACCCCCAUCUGUCCCUGGUGGGCAGUGUUGUACAUAUGGGGGUGGGCUGGGGAGGGAGUGUGUCCCUUUGGGGGGAGUGCAGAGCUCUGGGAUGCAUCUAGUCCUGCUCCUAGGGCUUGAAUGUUUUGGGGAUGGGGGGAGGGGGAGGGGGACAGAGCCUCCUGUGUGUUUUGGGGGAGAAGGGUGGCAGGGGCCUCCCAUUUGGUCCUGGGGUUCAGUGGUAUUUUAUACUUGUCCUCCUUUACAGGGCUGGGAAAGGUGUGUCGGGGAGAGGGGAGGGGGUGGACAUGCUGCGGUUGAAGCAUAUCCUUUCCCAGCCCCAGGAGGAGGGCUCCCAACAGUGUAACUUAUUGUGUCCUUGCGUAUUUAUUUGUUGUAAAUAUUUGAUUAUUUUUAUAUUGAUAAAUAAAAUGGAGAAGAUGAA